Galendromus occidentalis (western predatory mite) is the source of this 842-nucleotide messenger RNA. Its product is annotated as pre-mRNA-splicing factor ISY1 homolog. The transcript is spliced from 2 exons. The record is from RefSeq and is a predicted model, not a curated record. NCBI's taxonomy places the organism in Eukaryota, Metazoa, Arthropoda, Arachnida, Mesostigmata, Phytoseiidae. Gene Ontology annotation, biological process: generation of catalytic spliceosome for second transesterification step. The coding region runs from base 1 to 627 and encodes 208 amino acids.
AUGGCUCGAAACGCGGAGAAGGCUAUGACCACUUUGGCCCGGUGGAGGGCCGCACAGUUAGCAGAUGAGCGGACAGACGAGCGACGACCGUUCUUGGCCACGUCUUGUCACGAUGUCAAGAAAGCUGAAAAAUGGAGGCGCCAAGUGAUCUCCGAAAUCUCCAGAAAGGUGGCGCAAAUUCAGAAUGCAGGUCUCGGCGAAUACAGAAUUCGCGACUUGAACGAUGAGAUCAAUAAACUACUCCGCGAGAAAUCGCAUUGGGAGGACCGAAUCAAGGAGCUCGGGGGACCCGACUAUGCGAAGGUUGGUCCGAAAAUGUUGGAUGCAGAAGGUCGAGAGGUUCCCGGUAACCGAAGCUACAAGUACUUCGGAGCUGCAAAGGAUCUUCCGGGGGUCCGAGAAUUAUUCGAGCUUGAGCCCCCGCGACGCGCUAGAAAAACCAGGGGGGAGCUCAUGAAACACAUCGAUCCGGACUACUACGGGUAUCUCGAUGAGGAUGAUGGCGUGCUUUUGCCUCUCGAAGCGCAAGCGGAACUCGUAGCCAGAAAGAAGGAAAUUGAAGCGUGGAAAGCUCUCGAGGAAAAGGCGGUCUCUCAAGAAACUCGAGAGUCUCCGAUUUCGCUGUGAUCGUAAAUGAAUUGUAAAUGAAACCCUCUUUAGAAAUCCAUCUCAUUUUCACGGAUCAACCUCGAUGUUGGUUGUGAGUAAUGCCACAACUUUGUACAUAUAUCGGUACGGAAAAUUAUGAGAUGUCCAGCUUGAGAUAAGUCGGCAGUCAGAAUGGCAUCGAUCCCAUAUGCGCAUGAAGAAACAGAAGUUUGGAGAUAAACCAUUUAUUAUGU